AUGGAGACUACCAGCAUGCCCGCCGCGGCGGCCUCGACGACCACUAGCCUCGGGGACAGCGAGGCACCUCUUUGGCAGGCCAUCAUCACGUUAAUCAUGCUCGUGGGCAUGCUCGUGGCCAUGGCCUUGGAGGUGGCACCCGCCGACAUGAUCAUGAUGACCACCCUGACCCUCUUCAUUCCGCUGGGAAUUGUCAGCGUCGGCGAUGCCGUCGCCGGCUUUGCCAACACGGGCAUGUUAACCGUCGCCGUUCUCCUCGUCGUGGCAGCUGGUGUGCAAGCCACAGGGGCGACCAAUCCGAUUCGGACGUUCUUGGAGCGUGCCACCCGUCUCAAGUCGGGACGCACCAUGUCCCUUCCCCGCAUCCUCCUCAUUGUCAUUGCUCCCAUCUCUCUCCUCUCGGCCUUUCUCAACAACACGCCCGUCGUGGCCAUGAUGAUCCCGGUUCUCGAGCGAUUUGGUCAGCGCCUGCACAUUGCUCCCACCAAGCUCCUUAUUCCGCUCAGCUACGCCUCGAUCCUCGGUGGCACAUGCACGCUGAUUGGCACCUCCACCAACCUGGUGGUCAUUGGCCUGGCUCAGGAAGCGGAUCCUGACUUUAGCAUGGGCCUCUUCGACAUUGCCCAGGUUGGCCUGCCCGUGCUAUUGGCCGGCACUCUGUUCAUGAUUCUGGCUGGGCCCCGCCUUUUGCCCGACCGACAAGGUGUGGCAGCCUCCCUGCAACGUCCCAAGGAGUACAUGACCUCCAUGUACGUCCGAAACGCCGACGAAGGUGGGGGCUCCCUGGUUGGCAAAAGUAUCGCCGAUGCUGGCCUGCGACAGCUUCCAGACCUUUUCCUGGUUCAAGUCGAGCGUGCCAACUCGGGUGACGUCAUCAACGCCCCAGCUCCCGAAACGAUUCUCCAAGCUGGAGAUAAGCUCUUGUUCGCGGGUGUGGUCGACUCGGUCGUCGCGCUGGGUCAAGUACCAGGGCUCCGACUGGCCGAGCAGGGCUCCUCUAGCUCUUUGGAACUCUACAAACUCAAGGGCGAUGACAUCUUGAUUGAGGCUGUCGUCGCACCCCGCUCGAUCCUGGUCCACCGCACCGUCCGCCAAAUCGGCUUCCGCUCGCGCUACCAUGCUGCCAUUAUUGCAGUCCAUCGACACGGCGAGCGCAUCCGCGAAAAGAUUGGUAACAUUACUCUCCAGGCCGGUGAUGCCCUGCUCAUGGUGGCCAAGGCCGACUUUCUCAAGCAGUACCGGAAUCAAGAACAUUUUGCCCUUGUUUCUCAGGUGCGUCAAGCCAUCAAUCUCGAAGUCCUCAUUGUCAUUGCUGCGGCAUUUGGCAUCAGCAAAGCCAUGGACAAUAGUGGGGCAGCGGACAUGCUCGCCAGAGGCCUCCUUGCCGCCGCCAAACCCACAGGGACAGCCGGUUUUUACAUCAUGAUCUACCUCGCAACAACACUCUUCAGCUCUGCUGUUACCAAUAACGCAGCGAUUACCAUCAUGUUUCCGGUGGCCUUUCAGGCAGCUGUCGAUGCCAACGUUCGUGUCGAUCGAUUUCGGCAUCUUCAAAACUCCCCAUAG
Molecule: messenger RNA, 1566 nt
Organism: Monosiga brevicollis MX1
Lineage: Eukaryota; Choanoflagellata; Craspedida; Salpingoecidae
Exons: 5
Coding region: 1-1566 (521 amino acids)
Biological process (GO): potassium ion transport; transmembrane transport
Cellular component (GO): plasma membrane
Molecular function (GO): monoatomic cation transmembrane transporter activity
Source: RefSeq, a predicted model, not a curated record